This is a messenger RNA of Metarhizium album ARSEF 1941, 1467 nucleotides long. Its product is annotated as Amino acid transporter, transmembrane. Gene Ontology annotation, molecular function: amino acid transmembrane transporter activity. The coding region runs from base 1 to 1467 and encodes 488 amino acids. The record is from RefSeq and is a predicted model, not a curated record. Gene Ontology annotation, cellular component: vacuolar membrane. NCBI's taxonomy places the organism in Eukaryota, Fungi, Ascomycota, Sordariomycetes, Hypocreales, Clavicipitaceae. The transcript is spliced from 2 exons. Gene Ontology annotation, biological process: amino acid transmembrane transport.
AUGGCUAAGCAAAUCUCCAGCGCCGGCGUCAAGGCCGCAGGGCCAGGGCCAGAGCCAGAGGCGUCCCGCGACGUGGGCAAGGCGGCGGCCGCGACGAUGAUGGCCGGGCCGCUCGCGGGCGGCGACCACGACAUGGUGGGCGAGACGAGCGAGGAGAUGGACCAGGAGCGGCUCAAGCAGAUCGCGGCGGCGGGCAACGCGCACUUCCACCGGCUGGGAUGGAAGCGGCUGGCCGUGGUGACCAUCGUCGAGGCCGUGGCCCUGGGGGCGCUCAGCCUGCCGGCGGCCUUCCACACGCUGGGCAUGCUGGCGGGCGUGGUGCUGACGGUGACGCUCGGCUUCGUCGCCAUCUUCACGAGCUGGCUCGUCGGCCAGGUCAAGCUGAGGCACCCCGAGGCGGCCAGCUACGCCGACGCCGGCAGGCUGCUGCUGGGCCGGCUCGGCUACGAGGUCUUUGGCGCCGCGCUGGUGCUCGAGCUCGUCAUGGUGGUCGGCUCGCACGCGCUCACGGGCAGCAUCGCCCUGGGCAGCCUCGCCGGCGGCGGCGGCCGCGUCUGCUCCAUCGUCUUCUCGGCCGUGUCGGCCGUCGUGCUGCUCCUCCUGGCCCUGCCGCCGUCCUUCAGCGAGGUGGCCAUCCUGGGCUACGUCGACUUUGCCUCCAUCGUGGCCGCCGUGGGCGUCACCGUCGUCGCCACCGGCGUCCAGGCCGCCGACGGCCCCGGCGGUCUCGCGGCCGUCGCCUGGUCGGCCUGGCCCAAGGACGGCGUCGGCUUCUCGCAGGCCUUUGUGGCCGUCAGCAACAUCAUCUUCGCCUUCAGCUUCGCCAUCGGCCAGUUCUCCUUCAUGGACGAGAUGCACACGCCCGCCGACUACAUGAAGUCCAUCUGGGCCUCGGGCCUGAUCCAGAUCGCCAUCUACACCCUCACCGGCGCCCUGUGCUACGCCUUUGUCGGGCCCUCGGUCCAGUCGCCCGCCCUGCUCUCGGCCGGGCCCCUCGUCUCCAGGAUCGCCUUCGGCGUCGCCCUGCCCGUCAUCUUCAUCUCGGGCUCCAUCAACUCGACCGUCGCGCUGCGCUACAUCCACGGCCGCAUCUUCCGCGGCUCGGUCCUGCGCUACGUCAAGACGCCCGCCGGCUGGGCCACCUGGAUCGGCCUCGUCGCCGUCUUCACCCUCUUCGCCUGGGUCAUCGCCGAGGCCAUCCCCAUCUUCUCCGACCUGCUCUCGCUGGCCUCGGCCCUCUUCGUCUCCGGCUUCUCCUUCUGGAUCCCCGCCAUCAUGUGGUUCAGGCUGCUCUGCAGGGGCAAGUGGUACGCCGGCGGCAACCUGCUCAUCAGCCUCGGCAGCAUCCUGGCCUUUGUCAUUGGCGCCGUCACCCUCGUCGCCGGCACCUACUCGACCAUUGUGGACAUUAUCAAGGAGACGAGUGACGGCUCAGCCCACAGGCCCUUUGCCUGCCGAUCAAGUUAG